This is a messenger RNA of Carcharodon carcharias (great white shark), 2156 nucleotides long. RefSeq names its product regulator of MON1-CCZ1 (gene rmc1). The transcript is spliced from 20 exons. The record is from RefSeq and is a predicted model, not a curated record. Gene Ontology annotation, cellular component: lysosomal membrane; late endosome membrane; Mon1-Ccz1 complex. Bases 42 to 2024 code for a protein of 660 amino acids. Gene Ontology annotation, biological process: regulation of autophagy. Lineage: Eukaryota; Metazoa; Chordata; Chondrichthyes; Lamniformes; Lamnidae.
UGUAAACAGCGGCGUUUGGACAGGCGGCUGAGGCGACGCUGAUGGCGAUGGCGGCACCGCAGCCGCAGGGAUAUUACCUGGAGCUGUGCGACACCCCGCUGCACUUCGAGAAAGUUUCCGCUGUCAAUAACGUAUUUUUCGAUGAAGCCAAUAAACAGGUAUUUGCUGUUCGAUCUGGGGGAGCUACUGGUGUGGUGGUUAAAGGGCCCGAUGACAAGAGCUGCAUCUCUUUCAGAAUGGAGGACAAAGGAGAAGUGAAGUGCAUCAAAUUUUCACUUGGGAACAAGAUUCUAGCUGUGCAGAGAACUCCAAAGGCUGUGGAUUUUAUUAACUUCAUUCCUGAUCUACCUCAAACGGAGUACUCUCAAGAAUGCAAGACUAAAAAUGCCAACAUCUUGAGUUUCUGUUGGAUCAGCGCUAAUGAAAUAAUAUUUAUUACUGACCAGGGCAUCGAGUUUUAUCAGGUAUUACCUGACAAGCGCAGUUUAAAGCUUCUGAAGAAUCAGAGCAUCAAUGUUAACUGGUGUAUACACUCCCCAGAAACUGCAGUCCUCCUCCUGUCUACCACAGUGCAUGGGAAUGUUCUUCAGCCAUUUUAUUUCAGGAGUGGAACAAUGUCCAAGAUACCAAAGUUUGAAAUCGAGUUACCUGCCUCUCCCAAAUCUGGAAACCUCUGCGUUUCUGAUAUUAUAAUGGCCACCAUAUAUGGGCAACUUUAUGUUCUUUAUCUGAAGCACCAACCAAGAACCCCUAAUAACCUAGGGGCAGAAGUGAUCUUGUACUAUUUACCCAGGGAAGGACAGUGUAAGAAACUGCAUAUAUUAAAACUAAAUACCACUGGAAAAUUUGCUUUGAAUGUUGUUGAUAAUUUGGUUGUGGUGCAUCACCAGAGUUCUCAGACAUCUAUGAUUUUUGAUAUAAAACUGCGAGCAGAAUUUGAUGGAGCUGUCAUGAUUCAUCAUCAAGUGCUCCCAGCUCUAUCCAUUCACCCAUGCAAGAUUCCUCGGGCAGGUCCAUCAGCUGUGACAACACAAAGCCCUGUCCCAUGUGAACUUUAUUCUUCCUCGUGGACUGUGUUUCAACCUGAUAUUAUAAUCAAUGCAAGUGAAGGUUAUUUGUGGUGUCUCCAGAUAAAGCUGCAGCCUAUAGUCCACAUGCUUCAAGACAAGGGGCGGCUAAUGGAUUUCCUUCUGCAGAGGAAAGACUGCAAAAUGGUCACAUUGUCAGUGUGUUGUCAGAUGCUGAGCGCAGCAGAGCGGGGUAGCUUGCCUGUGAUCGCUACCAUAUUUGACAAACUCAAUCAUGUCUACAAGGAAUACCUAGAAGCUGAGCAGAACUAUACCUUGGCUGUAGAGUCAGGAACAAGUCGCAGCAGCUCCACUCAGAAGAGACCAGUGCGUACACAAGCUGUCAUUGACCAAUCGGACAUGUACACCCACGUCCUGUCUGUGUUCACCGACAAAAAGGGCCUUCCCCACAAGUUUGUUAGCGCAGUAUUGAUGGAAUACAUCCGGUCUCUCAAUCAGUAUCAGAUCACUGUCCAGCAUUACCUUUAUGAAUUGGUUAUAAAAACCCUUGUCCAGCACAGCUUGUUCUACAUGCUUCACCAGUUUCUACAGUACCAUGUGCUUAGUGACUCCAAACCACUGGCCUGUCUGCUUCUGUCGCUGGAGAGCACCUACCCUCCUGCACAUCAACUGUCCCUUGACAUGCUGAAGCGACUCUCCACAGCCAAUGAUGAGAUUGUGGAAGUUUUGCUAUCCAAACACCAGGUUCUGGGUGCACUGCGGUUUGUUCGAAGUGUUGGCAGCCAUGACAAUAUAUCAGCGCGCAAGUUUUUGGAUGCAGCAAGGCAGACUGGAGAUGCGAUGCUAUUCUACACCACCUUCAAAUUUUUUGAGCAGAGGAAUCAGCGGUUACGAGGAAGUUCACACUUUACACCAGGAGAGCACUGUGAAGAACAUGUCACCCAUUUCAAAAGCCUUUUUGGUGAACAAGCACUUCUGACACCGAUGGCUGUAUGAACUCAGGACUUGCACACAAAGCAAUGCACCAGUUACUGAAUGUCUAGAAACUUUUAUUAAUGUGCAUAUAAAAAGGACCAUAAAAAUUAUCUACAUGAUUUUGGCAUGUAUUAAAAAUAUGUAUUAGUGUCA